Ustilago hordei is the source of this 4566-nucleotide messenger RNA. RefSeq names its product putative LYS2 - L-aminoadipate-semialdehyde dehydrogenase, large subunit. The transcript has a single exon. The record is from RefSeq and is a predicted model, not a curated record. Gene Ontology annotation, biological process: L-lysine biosynthetic process. Lineage: Eukaryota; Fungi; Basidiomycota; Ustilaginomycetes; Ustilaginales; Ustilaginaceae. Bases 1 to 4566 code for a protein of 1521 amino acids. Gene Ontology annotation, molecular function: L-aminoadipate-semialdehyde dehydrogenase [NAD(P)+] activity; phosphopantetheine binding.
AUGUCCACAACAGCAAAUCUACAUGCGUGUCUGGAUCGAUGGUCAGCGAGGCUGACGUCAUUGCCCAGCAUCGCCCUGCCCACCGACUACCCUAGACCAGCCACAUCACAACUCGUUCAAGCCCUUGCUUCGUCCACGCUAUCAUCGGCGACAAGGAAGGACCUUGUUCGUCUCGCCCUUCAUCAUGAGCUCGAUCUGCAUCCUGCGGAAAAUACUCAGGAAGACGACGAUGACAACUCCAGCCCAACACCUUUCCACCUUCUGCUUGCCGCUUUCUGCGUGCUCCUCCAUCGAUACACGGGCGACAACGACCUCGUCAUUGGCUCCUCGAACCCAUACACAGGCGAGUCUAUGAUCCUUAGGAUCCCCAUCGAACCCAACGACCCAUUCUGGCAGAUUGUUCGACGCAUUCAGCAAGUCGAGAAGGAGGCUGCUGCUGAUGCUGUUCCCUACGACGAGAUCGUCAAGCGUGUUGAAGCGGAACGUGCAGAGCGUGAAGGUCCUUUGCCAGAAGGCGUUCAGAGCGCUCCCAUCUUCCGAGUCCGCUUCUUCGACGAAACAGGAGGCAAGGCCCGCAACUUCAUGCAAUCCACCUCGCUCACCACAGAUCUCACCGUAUUCCUGACCAAGCCGGGUGCAACACCUGGCCAAGACUCUGCAAGCCAGUCAACACCUAUAGAAUCAGCUACACCUUCGUCUAGUGCCAACGCUACCCAUACAUUCCGAGACUCACUUGUGCCCAAUAUCGCCGUUCACCUCUCUUACAACUCGCUCAUCUUCUCUUCGCAGCGCAUGCAGCUGGUUCUUGCUCAGCUUUCGCAGCUCAUCUCAGUCGCUGCAGCCAACCCUGCCUCGCCAGUGGGCAGCUUGCCUAUCCGAACACCGCAGGAGAACGCGUUCCUCCCCGAUCCCACCAAGGACCUGGAAUGGUGCGGCUUCAGGGGUGCCAUCACUCAGAUCUUCGAACACAACGCACGGGCUCACCCUGACCGAAGAUGCAUCGUCGAAUCACUGUCGGACGACUCCGGCUCUCCUGCCGAGCCAGCUGCACCAGCUAGCCGUGUUCGCGAGAUCACAUACGGACAGCUCGACCGUGCUUCUAAUGUCGUCGCUCACCACUUGUUGCAAGCAGGUGUCCAGCGUGAAGAAGUUGUCACCACCUACGCUCACCGUGGCGUCGACCUUGUUGUAGCUGUUCUUGGUACUCUCAAGGCAGGAGCCACCUUCAGCGUCAUCGACCCUGCUUAUCCACCUUCGCGACAGAACAUCUACCUGCAAGUCGCCAAGCCCCGUGCCUUGAUUGUCCUCGCCAAGGCUGGUACGCUCCAGCCAACCGUUCGCAAGUGCAUUCAGGAUGAGCUUGAGCUUCGAACCGAGAUCCCAGCUCUCGAGCUGCUUGACGAUGGAUCCCUUCGUGGUGGUGCCGUAUCGCAGGGUGCAGCUGACAUUUUAGAGAAGCAGCAGUCUCUGGCUGGCGAGAGCACCAGCGUCAUUCUCGGUCCAGACAGCGUCGGCACACUCUCCUUCACUUCUGGAUCGACUGGUAUUCCUAAGGGUGUCAAGGGUCGACACUUCUCGCUCACCCACUUCUUCCCAUGGAUGGGCGAGCGAUUCGGUCUCGGUGCACACGAACGAUUCACCAUGCUGUCAGGCAUUGCACACGACCCUAUCCAGCGAGAUAUCUUCACGCCAUUGUUCUUCGGUGCCGAGCUCCACAUCCCUACCUCCGAGGACAUUGGUACUCCUGGCCGUCUUGCUGAGUGGAUGGCAGCCAGCAAAGCCACUGUCACCCAUUUGACACCAGCCAUGGGUCAGUUGCUCAGUGCCCAAGCUAUUGCUUUGAUCCCCUCGCUUCGCAACGCUUUCUUUGUCGGUGAUGUGCUCACCAAGCGUGAUUGCACCCGUCUUCAAGCCCUUGCUGCCAACGUAUGCAUCAUCAACAUGUACGGCACCACCGAGACGCAGCGUGCCGUCAGUUACUUUGCCAUCCCUCCUGUCAGCACCUCAAGCACCUUCUUGCAGACCCAGAAGGACAUCAUGCCAGCUGGUCAGGGUAUGAUCAACGUCCAGCUCCUCGUCGUCAACCGCAACGAGCGUACUGCCACUUGUGCUGUUGGUGAGGUAGGCGAAAUCUACGUACGAAGUGGUGGUCUCGCCGAAGGCUAUCUCGGCCCUCCCGAGGUGACAGCAGAGAAGUUCAUGCCCAACUUCCUCGCCCCCAACCUCUGCUUCCCCGACACUAUCAAAGACAAGCCUGAGGGUCAGUUCUGGAAGGGCGUCCGUGACCGCAUGUACAAGACCGGUGACUUGGGUCGAUACUUGCCUGACGGUACUGUCGAGUGCACUGGUCGUGCCGAUGACCAAAUCAAGAUUCGUGGCUUCCGUAUCGAGCUCGGUGAGAUCGACACUCACCUGUCUCGUCACCCUCACGUCCGCGAGAACGUCACCUUGGUGCGUCGAGACAAGGACGAGGAGAAGGUUUUGGUGUCGUACUUUGUCCCCGGACCUGGCGCUGCCGAGUUUGAGGAGCAGCUGACCGAAGACGACGAGGCUGUCACUGCUACUGCCUCCGCUGCAGGGGGAAAAGCUGCUCGUGAUGCCAUGCUUGUUAAGGGUAUGCGACGUUACCGCAACCUGAUCAAGGACAUCCGCGAUCACCUGAAGAGAAAGCUCCCCGCCUACUCGAUUCCCACCCUCUUCGUGCCGCUCAACAAGAUGCCGCUCAACCCGAACGGCAAGAUCGACAAACCCGCUCUUCCUUUCCCCGACACAGCUAUGGUUGCUGCGGCUGGUUCAAGCAGUUCAGCUACCAAGGGUAGCAAAGACAGCGGCGCUGCUCUGACCUCUGCUACACCGACCGAACGAUCCGUCGUCGAGCUCUGGUCGCGACUCCUGCCUAACGCCCCUUCUCCGAUACCAUUGGACGAAAGCUUCUUCGAUCUUGGUGGACACUCGAUCCUAGCCACGCGACUGGUGUUCGAGAUGCGAAAGCAGUUCGUCAUCAACGUGCCACUCGGCGUUGUCUUUGAUGCUCCCACUGUGCGUGGUCUAGCCAAGGCUGUCGACCAGCUUCGACAGGCUGAUCUUGGCCUCGGUGCUACUCAGGCCAACGCAACAUCGUCCAACACCAAGCAGAGCGAGGAGACUAACCUCGACGAGAACUACGGAGCAGACGUGGCUACCCUCACACCCAGCUUACCUGAAUCGUUUGCUGGUGACAAGGUGCGCAGCGCCAGCGAGGGCCCUCGAACCGUCUUGGUCACUGGUGUCACUGGGUUCCUCGGCGCCUUCAUUCUGUACGACUUGCUCACCAAACGUUCGUCGAGCAUCGCCAAGGUGUACGCCCACGUGCGAGCCAAGGACGAAGCUACCGCGCUGCAGCGUCUGCGCGAAGGAUGCAAAGGUAGAGGUAUUUGGGAUGACAAGUGGGUGAGCGAGGGCAAGCUCGAGGUUGUUCUCGGUGACUUGGCUGCUCCUCAGCGUCUCGGCAUGUCUGAGCAGGUGUAUGCCAAGCUAGCUGACGAGGUCGAUGACAUCUUGCACAACGGUGCUCUCGUCCACUGGGUCUACCCGUACAGCAAGCUGCGAGCUGCCAACGUGGGCUCAACGAUUUGCGCCAUCAAGCUCUGCAACGCCGGCAAGAAGGCCAAGACCUUCACCUUUGUUUCGAGUACUUCGGCUCUCGACACGGACCACUACGUUCGUCUGUCAGACUCGAUAGUGCACGGCCAAGACCCUGCUCAGACCGGAUCGUCUGCUCAGCUGCACGGUGUUCCCGAGACCGACGACAUCGAGGCGAACGCCAAGGGCCUCACCACUGGUUACGGUCAGUCCAAGUGGGUCGCUGAGAAGCUUAUCAUGAUCACUGCUUCUCGCGGCCUCAAGGCUUCGAUCGUCCGACCUGGUUACGUUGUCGGUGACUCCAAGACCGCUGUCACCAACACCGACGACUUCCUUUGGCGUCUGGUCAAGGGUUCGAUCCAGCUUGGUCUCAUCCCUGACAUGCACAACUCGAUCAACAUGGUUCCCGUCGACCACGUUGCUCGCAUCGCCACCUUGGCAUGCCUCAACAACGCUAAGGAGCUCGAGACGAUCAACAAGACGCCUGGCACCAACGCCAAGGUGUUCCACGUGACCAACCACCCCAGCAUCCGCUUCAACGACAUGCUCGGUCAGCUCAGUCGAUACGGCUGGAAGGUCGAACAGACCGAAUACGUGCACUGGCGAGCGAGACUCGAGGAGCACGUUCUCAGCAGCGGAUCAGACUCUGUCGAGGACAAUGCACUCUUCCCUCUGCUUCACUUUGUUCUAGAUGACUUGCCGACAUCGACCAAGUCGCCUGAGCUGGACGAUCGCCAUACACAGGCGAUCUUGGAUGCGGCAUCGGAGGGUCAGGCGCAAAAUACCGUCAUGGGUGUCGGCCGCUCGCUUGUGGGCUUGUACUUCGCUUGGCUGCUGGCUGUUGGCUUCUUGCCACCUCCUUCAUCGAGUGAUGCCGAACCUUUGCCCAAGUUGGCCAACAUCGGCGCUGAGAUGAAGGCUAUCGGACGUGGUUCCGCCAACUAG